AUGAGUGCAAUCCAGCUUUUAAAUCCAAAGGCUGAGUCUCUCAGAAGACAGCAGGCUCUUCAAGUGAAUAUAAGUGCAGCAGAAGGUCUUCAGGAUGUUCUUUCGAGCAACUUGGGGCCAAAGGGCACAAUGAAGAUGUUGGUGGACGGCUCGGGCGGCAUCAAAAUCACAAAAGACGGCCAAGUUCUCCUCAAAGAGAUGCAAAUACAGUCUCCAACUGCAGUUAUGAUUGCAAGAGCAGCUACUGCACAAGAUGAUGUGACUGGAGACGGCACUACAACGGUUGUUUUGCUUGUUGGUGAGCUUCUCCGGCAGGCGGAGAUAUAUUUGAACGAGGGAAUCCACCCAAGAGUGAUCACGGAUGGAUUUGAAAAGGCCAAAAGUGCAGCUUUGGAGUAUUUGUCGGGAUUCGGAAAGACACUCGGCAGCGAGGAAGACAUGCAGGUGGACCGGGAGUUGCUGUUGCAGGUGGCACGAACAUCCUUGGGCACGAAGUUGAGCCCGGAGUUGACCGAGGUGUUGACUCCAGUGGUGACAGAUGCAGUUUUGGCGAUACAAAACGACAAAAUCGCUUCGGAUGUCGACUUGCACAUGAUAGAAAUCAUGCCGAUGAUGCACGAGACCGCCGAGGAGACCGAGUUGGUCAAGGGCCUCGUGUUGGACCACGGGGCAAGGCAUCCAGACAUGCCUAAGCGGUUGGAAAAUGCCUCGAUUCUCACUUUGAACGUGAGUCUUGAGUACGAAAAGACGGAGGUCAACUCCGGGUUCUACUACUCGAAUGCCGAACAGAGGGAGCGGUUGGUGGCGUCCGAGCGGAAGUUCGUCGACGAGAAGUUGAAGAAGAUCAUCGAUUUGAAGAAUCAGGUCUGCGGAGACGACGCAACAAAAGGCUUUGUCGUGAUCAACCAGAAAGGCAUCGACCCCAUGUCUUUGGACAUUUUCGCAAAAAACGGCAUCCUGGCCCUCCGCAGAGCAAAGAGACGCAACAUGGAGAGAUUGCAGCUUUGCUGUGGUGGCACAGCCAUGAACUCGGUCGAUGAUUUGACCCCUGAGGUGCUUGGACAUGCCGGAUUGGUGUUCGAGAAGACUUUGGGUGAGGAAAAGUUCACAUUUGUGACGGACGUGCAGAACCCAAAGUCCGUGACCAUACUGAUUAAAGGCGCCCACAACUACGUCGUUCAGCAGGUCAAGGAUGCUGUGCGUGACGGGUUGAGGGCUGUCAACAAUGUUCUCAAAGAUAAAAGACUCAUCCCCGGUGCCGGUGCAUUCUGGAUGUCUUGCUCAAGACACCUUUUGGAAAAUAAGAUCAUAAGCAGGGGAAGAUCGAAGCCCGGUAUCCGAGCUUUUGCCGAGGCACUUCUUGUCGUGCCAAAAACGUUGGCCAAGAACUCGGGGCUAGACACCUUGGAGUCGAUCUCCGACUGCCAGGAUGAAAUCGACCAGGGUGAGGUCGUCGGGCUCGACUUGGAGUCCGGCGAGCCGAUCGACCCGUCGAUCGACGGUGUCUGGGACUCCUUCCGGGUCAUCCGCAACGCCAUUUCCGGCGCCACCGGCAUCGCCUCCAAUCUUUUGCUAUGUGACGAGUUGCUCAAGGCCGGCCGGUCCUCGUUGAAGAACUGA
Messenger RNA from Brettanomyces bruxellensis, 1620 nucleotides. RefSeq names its product T-complex protein 1 subunit zeta (gene CCT6). Gene Ontology annotation, molecular function: ATP hydrolysis activity; ATP binding; ATP-dependent protein folding chaperone. Lineage: Eukaryota; Fungi; Ascomycota; Pichiomycetes; Pichiales; Pichiaceae. Bases 1 to 1620 code for a protein of 539 amino acids. Gene Ontology annotation, biological process: protein folding. The record is from RefSeq and is a predicted model, not a curated record. The transcript has a single exon. Gene Ontology annotation, cellular component: chaperonin-containing T-complex.